AUGACCAAAGCAAAAGAGGGUAUUCAUCACACACACAACGACUACUACUCCGAAAACUCGCCUAUCCCUUCCGUUCAGCGUUUCUUCAAGAAGGGUCUCUCGGAAGUCAUUGCCAAGCGCCAAGAUCCCGACUCGGACUCUGACGAUGGACCAGAGGAUGCAGAUCAUAUAGCAGGUUUUGGCAACCAACCGCCUGAGCUCUCUCAGUCCACCGUAACCCCCGCUGAUGACGCCACUGAAGAUCAGUCAAGAUCGAGCAAGAAGCGCUUUUCGGGCCUCUUUUCGACAUCGAGCUCAAGUAGGCAUGGUCAACCCUCGGAAGACCAGACGGAAGAGACCAACCAACAGGGCAAUUCGGAUGACGAUAGCGCAGAAGCACCGCAUCAAGUCCCAGAAAAGGCAGACAAGGCCUACAAGCGCAGUCGCAAACCGAGAAAAGUGAGAGAUCCUGUCACUGGUCGAAGCGCGUGGGUCCACGACGUGGGCAAGCGCGAGUAUCGACAUACUUUGGCCCGAGCCGAGGCAGGUGACAAGUAUGGAACAGAGCAGGUGCUUCGUUUCAACCUGGACAACAACGUCACCUCAAAGUCUUUCCCACCUCCGACUCCGCUGCCCUCUUCCGUCUAUCGAAUCGACUCCCGCCUUGCUCCACUCUUUGGUAUCUGGUCCAUCCUCACACUGUUUAGGUUGGUACCGGGUUGGCUCAGUGUAGCGCUCAAUGCUUGGAUGCUCUGGUGGGGUUGGAGAACCUUUCUCUCACACACUGAAGACUACCGAUGGCACCGCGAACGACAGCGAGGCGAGAAGCUUCGUUCAUUCGACCAAGUUGAAGAAGACGAGAACCAUCAUGCAACAACGCAAGGCAUUGCCGAAGGCGCCGAGUGGCUCAAUGGCAUUUUGGAGGCCCUCUGGUCAGUAAUGAAUCCGGAACUUUUUUCGUCGCUCGGAGGCACUCUCGAAGAUGUCAUGCAAGCCUCGAUACCUUCUUUUAUUCACUCGGUCAAAGUGGAAGAUCUUGCCCAAGGCUCGACUCCGAUCCGCAUCACGGGCCUUCGCAUACUUCCUGAUGAAAAAGUCGGCAGUUUGGCAAGAGACAUGCGCCAAGAGACCAGUGAGCGGAAUUCAGCUCAAUACGAAACAGAUCGGCCGUCCGAGCAUGGCAAGCCGUGGCCAGAGGACGUCGACCAACGACCGCAGAAAGACAACCAUAUCGAAGCUGAUAACGAUGAUGAAGGGGGUGAAUACUACGUCAACCUCGAACUCGGCUUUGUCUACCGAGCGCGUCCAACAGCACAAGGUGUCGGUGGCAAGAGUCGCAAUGCCCAUCUGCUCAUCAAAUUCUGGAUCGGCGCUCGCAAGCUCCUCAUGCUCCCUUUGCCGGUCUGGGUUGAGAUCAAAGGCUUUGUGGGUAAGGUGCGUGCGCGCGUUCAGCUCACCUCGGAUCCUCCCUUUGUCAAAAACGUCACAUUCACCUUUUGCGGCUUGCCCCGAGUCGGCAUCGAGGUGGUACCUUUGCACAUCAACACGGCCAACAUCCCGUUCAUAUCCAGCUUUAUCGAGAGCUCGAUCGAUGCUGCCGUGGGCGAGUUCGUCAUGCCGUCGUCCCUCACUAUGGAUGUGGGCGAGAUGCUGAUGGGCGACAACAUCAAACGCGAGGUCUCGGCUGUUGGUGUGGUGGUCGUGUUUAUCCACUCGGCCACCGAUCUGGAAAAGCAAGACCUUCGAGGCUCCUCGGAUCCUUAUUGCACUUUGAGCCUGGCUAAGGUGGGUAAGAUUCUGUAUAGCACCAGGGUGGUUCUCAACGAGUUGUCGCCACGUUGGGAGGAGCGUCACGUCAUGCUUAUCACAAGGGAGAAUCUCGAAUCGGACGACAAAGUCUCGAUUGCGCUUUGGGACUCGGACCGCUUUUCGCAAGAUGAUAUGCUUGGGCGUGCCGAGGUCAGCUUGGUUGCCUUGGCAAAACACCCAAACAAAAUCUUUAGGCGUUCGGAUACGCUUCAGGGCCUGGAUAGGGAAAGGACCAAGCAGGGUGUCGUGCAUUGGAGCUUGGGCUUCUUAACUAAAACCCCAUCAAUGCGUGACGUGCACAAGCCUCUGGAGGGCCAGGUUGGCCAGGAGGAUCACGCGAGCAAACAAGACAAUGAUACCGAUGAAAUUAUGCGCGAUGGGCACGAAAUGGAUGACGAGUCAGUCGAGUCUCACAGUCCUCUAUCGCAGGAGAAUAUCGAUCGCGAGAAAAACACACAGACCCGAAACCAGGCGACGAACGUCGACUUUGAGCCUCCGGACCCUAGUCUUCCUUCGGGCAUCCUGUCAGUGCAGAUCCACCACAUUGCCAACCUCGAGGUCGCCGAUGGGCACGGAUCGAUGCGGUCUCGCAGAAAGGAUGAACCGGGUCAAGAUGUCGAAAACGUCGAGAUGGAAGACGAUCCGGAUCGUGCGCCCUCGGCGUACUGCCGCAUCAUCCUGAACGACGAAAUUGUGUUCCAGACACGAACGAAAGCGUUGAAUGCGAAUCCAUUCUACAAUGCCGGUACCGAGCGGUUCAUCCGUGACUGGCGACGAACGCUGCUCAUGGUGGUCGUAUACGAUUUUCGGGUGCGAGAGGCCGACGCUAUCCUGGGUGUCGUUCCGAUCAAGCUCUCAGAUCUGUUCAAUGAGAGGUCGCAGGUUACACGCUUCUUCCCGCUUGCUGGCGGUGUCGGUCAUGGUCGGAUCAGGCUGUCAUUACUCUUUCGCCCGAUCGAGCGGACGAGUCGAUCUAAGAACAGGCUCGGCUGGAAUAUCGGCACAGUCCGAAUGCUGUCGUCGCCCGUGGCGAUGGACUUUGACGAGUCCAAAGGAGCCAGUGGUCGCGAUGUGCAUUUGGUGGCACUUCGAGCCGCGACUCUGGCAGGAAGUGCCAAGAUUGCGGCCAGCCGGGCGCGGUAUGUGGACAGAGAGUCGAAAGCUGCAGUCGAAUGGAAACUGAACGAAGCCGAGUUGCCAUUCAAGGUGCCUGCGCGAAGGCGGUACAGUGCGCCCUUUGUGAUAGAGUUCCGAGCCCUCUCGGCACUGGGCAAACGCAAGACGACGCACAUGUGCAUCAUAUGGCAGCAGGAUCUGUGCGACGACGAGGUGGUUGACAUGCAGCUCCCCAUCUGGCGUCCCAAGCCAGGCUGUGACUUUCACCGUUUGCGUCAGAACUACCACGACUAUCGCAACGAGGACGAGGCGGACAAGUUGGGCGUCGAACGCAUCGGGUAUCUGCACGUCAAAAUGCAGUUCAAGUCCGGGCUGGGUAAGGUGCACACCAAGUUUGACAACAACCCAGGGGCGAAAGCGGUGAUGGACGCUUGGCGAUGCUGUGUUGCGCUCGGAAUAAGGAGUGUCAGCGGAGACUUUGCCAAUUCCAGGAUCAACACAGCUGGAUAUUUGGAGGACAAUGAUGAUGAUGACCAGGUGGAGCUGGGCGAGACUGAUGAAGAUGACACGGACCAAGAGUCUGAGCCCAGGGCGGGAAAGCGUGUUGAGAAUGCAGAAGACAUGGAAGACGCCGACGAUGCAGGCGAGAACGACGAAGCGGGACUGCAGCGUAGCCGAUCCCUGAAGCAGAAAUUCGCCGACUGGAAGGCGGAGAAGGACGAACUGCAUCGGCAGCACAAGGGCAUCCAGCAGUUCAAACCGGUCAGAACAAUGGCGUGGCUCGGACAGUCCGCUAAGAGCACCGGCUCAGGUCUCAUGGACAGGCUCGACUUGCAGGACAGAAGAAGCCAGCAUGUUGAGACCGAGCUCUGA
Messenger RNA from Mycosarcoma maydis (corn smut), 3777 nucleotides. RefSeq lists its product as uncharacterized. The transcript has a single exon. The record is from RefSeq and is a predicted model, not a curated record. Lineage: Eukaryota; Fungi; Basidiomycota; Ustilaginomycetes; Ustilaginales. Gene Ontology annotation, molecular function: lipid binding. The coding region runs from base 1 to 3777 and encodes 1258 amino acids.